UGCAGCAACGAAAUGACUAAAACACACGUAGUUAGCUAGAAUUUUGCGGCGUCUGCAGGUUGAAAUAUGCCUGGCUAAUUUUUACUGUACUUUGGAUUGUAUUUAUUGCUUUUAACUGGCAGAAAAAGCCAUUAUGCGUGUUAUACAUUCACGAAGUGCAUUUUGGACUACCCUGGCAUUUUAUAGCGUUGUAAUUUUGACAGAGAAAGGCUUUGGUGACGAAUUUCCUGAAAAAGGCAUCGAUAAUAAUCCAGAGAACAGUAUACCCAUCCCACCAAAUGAGGAGACUAAGGUUAAAGAGGUAGUUCAAGUUAAUGAACCAACCGAUCAAGGAACUUUAAGUGAACAAACUGAUAAUUCAAACUUAUGGACUGAAGAACUAAAAAAAGAGGUUCAAAAUCUUGAAACACAGUCAGAGAAAUAUGCUGCUAAACAAGACAGUCACGAAGCUAAUCAAAACAAGGUUCAUACCAAAAAUGGACAGGAGACAACUAGUGGAGAAAAUGUAAAUGAUGUUACUCAAAGUGAUUCUCCUGAGAAAACUAAGGAUGAAAAUAGUCAGGAAAAUUUACAUGUGCACUCAAGUGAUGAACACUUAAAAGAAGAAAAUAUUAAAUCUGAUGAACAGUUGGGUUUGAGUGAGACUAGUGAGCAGAAAACAGAAACACAGGGCAAGAACUAUCAGUCUGAGGACUCAACUAAUCAAGAAACUAAAGAUGAUGGGUCUGGUUCUGAAGCUUCUCAGCAUUUAGAAGACAAUGAAAUAGUGUAUGAAGAAAUUAAGAAAGAAAAUGAAGAUCUGAAAGAAGAAGUUGGCCAAUUGCUUUAUCAAGAUGCCGCAGUUCUGCUGAAUCAAACAAAGCCUAAUUAUAAGAAAGCAUACAGUUUACUGGAAGAAGCUGCCUUUACACAUAACUACACUAAAGCUCAAGAACUUGUAGCUUUAUCGUAUUUGUUUGGUGAUCAUCUUCCUCGUAACAUUUCCAAAGCUGUGGAAAUUUUGAAUGAACUUGCUAGCAAAGGUUCCUCAGUGGGUCAGCAGACUCUGGGAUUCCUGUAUGCAACUGGUAUUGGUGUGAAUUCCAGUCAGGCUAAAGCUCUGGUUUAUUACAUGUUUGCUGCCUUAGGAGGCGACAUUAAGGCACUAAUGGCUUUGGGUUAUCGCUACUAUGCAGGAAUAGGAGUAGCUUCUAACUGUGAGUCAGCACUGACCUAUUAUCGCAGAGUGUCCAACAAAGUUGCAGAAGAUGUGUCCCUGACUGGUGGAGCUGCUUCUCAAAGAAUACGAUUGAUAGAUGAGGAAGAACAGGGAGGCAGUAGUGCUGUAUUAGAUGAAGAUCUUAUUCAGUAUUAUCAGUUCCUUGCUGAUAAGGGAGAUGUCCAAGCCCAGGUUGGCCUUGGUCAGUUACAUUACCAAGGAGGACGUGGAGUUGACAUGGACCAUGCACGAGCAUUCAGAUACCUCCAGCAAGCUGCUGAUGCAGGAAAUUCAAAUGCCAUGGCUUACCUAGGAAAGAUGUAUUCAGAGGGGAGUACUGCAGUAAAACAGGACAACAAGACAGCAUUCGAGUGGUUCAAGAAAGCUGCAGAUGCUGGAAAUGCGAUUGGUCAAAGUGGCCUUGGCUUGAUGUACAUGUUCGGCAAAGGAGUUGAGAAGAAUUAUGAGAAAGCCUUCCAGUACUUCAAGAUGGCUGCUGAACAAGGUUGGGUAGAUGGACACCUUCAGAUGGGAACCUUGUAUUACCAUGGUCUUGGUGUUAGACGUGACUACAAGAUGGCCAUCAAGUUCUUCAAUUUAGCAUCACAGACUGGUCAUGUGCUGGCAUUUUACAAUCUGGCCGUCAUGCACGCAUCAGGGACUGGAGUCUUGAGAUCUUGUAACAUGGCUACAGAUCUUUUCAAGAAUGUUGCUGAACGUGGACGGAUAGCUCAGAUGUUGAUGGAGGCCCAUGAAGCAUACCGUGCUGGAAACAUAGACACUGCUCUGCUGAAAUAUGCAAUGCUGGCUGAACUGGGCUAUGAAGUUGCACAAAGCAAUGUAGCUUUUAUUCUUGAUCAUGGUCUGACCUCUGUGAUAUUGGAGAAUGAGACAUUUCCCCGUGCCCUGCUGUACUGGACAAGAGCUGCAUCACAAGGAAACACAGCAGCAAGAGUUAAAGUUGGUGAUUACCAUUACUAUGGGUAUGGAACAGAGGUUGAUUAUGAAACAGCAGCAUUCCACUACAGGCGAGCUUCUGAAGAACAGCACAGUGCACAAGCUAUGUUCAAUCUGGGCUACAUGCAUGAGAGAGGACUGGGCAUGAGACAGGACAUUCAUCUUGCUAAACGGUUCUACGAUAUGGCAGCCCAAACAAAUGCUGAUGCCCAGGCCCCUGUCUCCCUGGCUCUGUUCAAACUUGGUAUCUUUUUCACGUGGGAGUGGAUUCAAGAGGUACUUAAACAUUCUGCAUUCAUUGAUGUCACGAAACCUGAGGCUGAUUUGUCUGCUUUGACCAAUGUUGCAGGUCUGACCUCUGUGAUAUUGGAGAAUGAGACAUUUCCCCGUGCCCUGCUGUACUGGACAAGAGCUGCAUCACAAGGAAACACAGCAGCAAGAGUUAAAGUUGGUGAUUACCAUUACUAUGGGUAUGGAACAGAGGUUGAUUAUGAAACAGCAGCAUUCCACUACAGGCGAGCUUCUGAAGAACAGCACAGUGCACAAGCUAUGUUCAAUCUGGGCUACAUGCAUGAGAGAGGACUGGGCAUGAGACAGGACAUUCAUCUUGCUAAACGGUUCUACGAUAUGGCAGCCCAAACAAAUGCUGAUGCCCAGGCCCCUGUCUCCCUGGCUCUGUUCAAACUUGGUAUCUUUUUCACGUGGGAGUGGAUUCAAGAGAAUUAUGGAUCACUAAACUUGUCCAAAUUCACCAAUUUUGUUGGUGACGAUUGGGAUAUUUAUGUAAUGACUGGACUCGCUCUCUUGCUGGGAAUUCUUCUAUUGCUUCGGAGGAGACAAUAGAUCUUUUUUUGUAGAUUUUGUACAGCAAUCUUAUCCAGUAUAGACCCUUUUCAUAAAUGGCUACCAAUUACAAAUUCUUUUGUAAGUAUUAAAAUUAGCCUGACUAACCUCGU
This is a messenger RNA of Orbicella faveolata, 3111 nucleotides long. Its product is annotated as protein sel-1 homolog 1-like. Lineage: Eukaryota; Metazoa; Cnidaria; Anthozoa; Scleractinia; Merulinidae. Gene Ontology annotation, biological process: ERAD pathway. Gene Ontology annotation, molecular function: protein binding. The record is from RefSeq and is a predicted model, not a curated record. Gene Ontology annotation, cellular component: endoplasmic reticulum membrane.